ACUCUGCCACUCCAUCGCCAGCAUCCACUGCUCCGUCGCGUCAAUCAUUUCUGCUUCUGAUUUCCCAUGCACCAGUCGCGGUUGGCUUAUCGUCACGAUGGUUCCACCAGCUCAGCUAUGGCAUCAUCCCGCCAACAAAGAUCGCCAUCCCGUCUCGAAUUGUUCAGCUUGCUUCCUGUGCCUGACAUUUUUAUUAUCGAGCUCUAAGCCUCCAAGGCGUGAGUCAAAUGCAAUCUGCAACAACUCUUCAGCAUCAUCAUGAAGCUCACAAUUCAGUGGCUGACCGCGGCCUUGGGCCUCAUUACUGCCGCGGAGGCUGGCUUUGACUUUCCCCAAGCCGCUUUGCAAGCGGUCAUGUCGGACAGUGAAACGACCGGGAAACAACAGCCAAAUAUUCUUUUCAUCAUCACAGACGACCAGGACCUGGAACUGAAUUCUACUUCAUACACGCCAUUGACUCUGAAACACCUGAGGGACAAGGGAACCACGUUCCAGAAUCACUUUGUGACCACUGCGCUCUGCUGCCCAUCGCGAGUCAGCCUGUGGACAGGACGCCAGGCUCAUAACACCAAUGUGACGGACGUUAAACCACCAUAUGGCGGGUAUCCUAAAUUCGUCGAGCGUGGAUUCAAUGACAAUUACUUGCCAAUUUGGUUGCAACAAGCCGGAUACGACACCUACUACACUGGAAAGCUAUUCAAUUCACACACUGUCAACAACUACGACAGCCCCCAUGUCGCUGGCUUCAAUGGAUCGGAUUUCUUGCUCGAUCCUUUUACCUACUCCUACCUGAAUUCAACCUACCAGCGAAAUCGGGACCCCCCUGUGAGCUAUGAGGGAAGACAUACAACCGAAGUCAUCACAGAAAAAGCUCUCGGAUUCUUGGAGGAUGGCCUGGCAGGGAAACGGCCGUUCUUCUUGGCCGUGGCACCGAUCGCACCGCAUUCAGAUAUUGAUGGAGUUUCAGGAAGAAAGGGCGGAAAAGUGAUGAUGACCGAGCCUAUUCCCGAAGAGCGGCACAAGCAUUUGUUCCCGGAUGUCAAAGUUCCUCGAACACCACACUUCAACCCGAAGAAUCCAAGCGGAGUGAAUUGGAUUCGUGAUCUCCCAGAGAAAGACCAGGCGACCAUCGACUAUGAAGAUCAUUACUAUCGUCAACGCUUACGCUCUCUUCAGGGGGUUGACGAAUUGGUCAAUUCUCUGAUUAAUCGCUUGGAAGACAGUCAAAAAAUCGACAAUACCUACAUUAUUUAUACCUCGGACAAUGGGUUCCAUAUUGGACAGCAUCGCUUGCCUCCUGGUAAGACAUGUGGCUUUGAAGAGGAUAUCCGUGUCCCAUUUUUCAUUCGGGGCCCUGGAAUUCCGGAAGGAGAGGUUCAGGAUUCAGUUACGACGCACAUCGAUUUAGCUCCCACACUCUUUGAACUGGCUGGUAUUCCAUUGAGAUCUGAUUUCGAUGGUACCCCAAUUCCCAUUACAUCUGAGUCUGUGGGAACACUGCACGAACAUGUCACGGUAGAGUACUGGGGAUCUGCAGUCCUCGAGGGAGAAACUGGCUUUUUGGGUCCUGAAAAGUCAGCAUCCGUUCCCAACCAAACCUACAAAUCGAUUCGCAUUAUCGGAGAAGGUUAUAAUCUGUAUUAUUCUGUGUGGUGUAAUAACCAGCAUGAGCUGUAUGAUCUAACGACUGACCCUCACGAACUUCACAACCUCUACUCCAAUUCUCACUCUGGUAUAACGGAUGAACCGCGUAUUAUGGGAUAUGGCCUGUCAAAUGUUAUUCCUCGACUCGAUGCGCUUCUUUUAGUAUUGAAGUCUUGCAAGGGAAACACGUGUAUUAAGCCGUGGGAUGUACUGCACCCUGGUGGGUCAGUGCAAAAUUUGCGAGAUGCCUUGGAUACCUGGUAUGAUGCAUUUUAUCAUACUCAACACAAGGUGUCCUUUGACCGGUGUGAGCCUGGAUACAUCGUCGAGGCAGAGGGGCCGCAACAUGCGCGGUCUUACUGGGGUGAUUUGAGCUGGGAUGCGUGGGUAUGAUUUACGACUUGAUACUGUAACGACAUGAGAACCUAAAAGUAGAUAUAUUUGAAAUCUUUUGUAUAUAGUGAUAAGCAAUCUCAAAGAAAUAUUCACGAA
Molecule: messenger RNA, 2136 nt
Organism: Aspergillus wentii DTO 134E9
Lineage: Eukaryota; Fungi; Ascomycota; Eurotiomycetes; Eurotiales; Aspergillaceae
Product: sulfatase family protein
Exons: 5
Coding region: 259-2037 (592 amino acids)
Biological process (GO): phenol-containing compound metabolic process
Molecular function (GO): glycosaminoglycan binding; arylsulfatase activity; N-acetylglucosamine-6-sulfatase activity
Source: RefSeq, a predicted model, not a curated record